UUUAUGUAUUCAUACCCAUGCUGUCAUGCAUGGCAAAUAAUUGCAGUGUGUUUGCAUGUGUGGUAACAUAUUUAUGACUUAAAACAAUUGGUGGGUAGAUAGGGGGAUCGGGGGGUUGGAACUUAGGCCUGCUACUUGCUCGUCUAAUUGGUGAGUGUUUGCAUCCGUGUGUGUUUAUGAAAAAUGUGCAACUUAUCUACAGAGGCAAUAUACAACCGCGGGAGUCUUGUCCUCCUCACUAUCCUCCUCUGACACUCCAAUGGCAAGAGGACAGCAUUUUCUCAGCUGAGAGAAGAUGGCAGCCAGGCAUCUGAACAUUCCCUAUCGCAAGGAUUUGAGUCCAAGCAAAACACUUCAGUAUGUGUGUGGUAAAGAGAAGUGUGCCUGUUUGUACAAGUUAUCUGCCAGUGGCCUCCUCCCAUUAGUUUGCUGACUUGGUUGAGCCCUUGUCUUCUGUUGAAGGUUGUGUGUUUUCAUUUCUUUGUCUCCUCCUCUGUGUUGUACUUCUGGAUGCAACAAGGAUAAAGAAAAGAGUAAUUCACACCCUCGUUGCCCUAAGGAUCCUUGUUAGAUAUGGCAGAGUGACCUCACAGUGGAGGAUGCAGUGCCAAGAGGGCAGGAAAAAUAAUUUUUCUCAAAGCAAAGGCAGAAAUAUGAAGAAAAGAAAAUAGAUUGAAGUGAAGAAAUGACUCCUCUUGCACCACAUCUAAAGCCUUCGCCUAGACUGGAGUAUCUGUCUGGGUAAAAGGCGAAGUCUGUAGAAGUUACAGACUGAUUCAUUUGUGAAAGCCCACACGGACACUAAAAAGUAUGAAUACACUAAGACCUCAUACACAGUGCCAUUUUAUUUUUUGCAUACUUGUCACACUAACAUGUUUUAGAUAAUCAAACAGAUUUUAGUAUUAGACAAUGAUGACUUGAGUAAAUACAAAAUGAGAUUUUAAAUGACAAUUUCCUUUAUUAAAGCUCCAAAUUUGGGCCCUACGUUGAAAAGCAAUUGCCGCUAUUGUUAAAUCAAAGCUAACCACAUUUGUUUCUUGGAAAGCUGAGUUCAAUUUCACUAGUCACAGACGUGUUGAUUCAAGAAAUCACGUACAUAGAACCUGUCUGGUAAAGUGAAGUAGGCUAAAAGAUCUCAAAAAGCAACACAUUAUACCACGAGCUAAAGAAAUCCAAAAACAGGUAAGCAACAAAGUCAUUGGCAUUUGUCAGUCUGGAUAGGUUUACAAAACCAUUUCUGGGACUCCAGCGAACUACAGCGAGAGCUGUUAUCUACAAAUGGAGAACAGUGGUGAACCUUCCUAUGAGUGGCCAGCCUACAAAAGAAUGUCUCAAUGGUCACGAAAGAACCCAGAACAACAUCUAAAAAAGUGAAGGUCUCACUUACCUCAGUUAAAGUCAGAAUUCAUGUUUUAACAAUUAGAGAUUCGGCAAAAAUGCCCCCCCAAAAAAACACUGCUGGAUUCUGAUAAUUCUUGAAAUUAAGAAGAGGUAAAAAAAAAAAAAACAUGCUUCGUCAAACAUGUACCUGAAUGAUUUGCUGCCACACACCAGUAAGUAUACCUCUGAAUCGCUAAAAAAAAGGAAAAAACCCAAAAACAAAUGAAGGUUUCAGAUUGGUGCAAGAAAAACUUCCAAUAUGGUUGAAUUAAAACAAUUGUACAAAGAGUGGGAUGAAAUUCCUCCACAGCAAUGUGAAAGACUAAUUGUCUGUUAUCCCAAAUGCUUGAUUGCAGUUCUUGCUGCCAAAGCAGGCACAUCCAGUUAUUAGGUUUAGGGGGCAAUUGUUUUCUCAUUUAUAGACCAGAUUGGUCCUGCGACUGACUGGUGACUCCACCCCACUGUUUGCAUGGAUUUAAAAAGAAGGAAAAAAAUUAGGAAGGGACAAAUACUUUUCGCAGUACUACAGACUUGGUGUAUAAGUGAGUAUUUCAAUUUUGUUUAAUAAAAAUAAGAAAAAAAUGUAAGUGAUAGGGUUGAGUGGCAUGUUAAAAGCUUCCAGUCAGCUAAUGUUGGUCCAUCAACCGGUAAUUCCCAGUGUAUUUGCCAACAGCUAACGUAUUUAUCCUCUUAACCCUAGUAUGCUGGAUUGUUAUCUCAAUAUGAGCAUUGCUUCUGCAUGUUAUGAGGGCUUGAAGUUUUCUUUUUAAUGUUUUUUUUUUUUUUUAAAUAUUGCAAUUUGUGUUUUUGAGUCUAUCAGUUUACUUUGGCUUUUCAGUGGGCAAAGGGGGAAAAAAGCCCUUUAAGUUGGUGGAAAAACCCGAGCUGAAGCCUCUUUUGAAAGUUUUGCUGGGCAGCAUGUGUUUGUUGGCAGACUGCCAGUGAAAAUGCAAGAGAGGGGAAGUCAGCAGACUGGCUGUCUUCUGUUCACUGUUGUUCAGAUUGACUCUGUCAGGCUGGCCUUUGAGGCCUGUAAUCCAGGUGGUCUGUUCUUUGCGGUGCCCGCUUCCCUCCUCAUCCUCCCUCUCUCCCUUCACCUCCGCUGCCCCAUGCCCACAAACACGCCUGGCAUCAGCGGCUUCCUCUCUGAGCAGUGGUGUCUUCCUUCCACCAAUCACAUGGCUCUGCAGUUAUGGGCACAUUGGUGUAAGCCAAUGAACGACACCUGUUUUUCUCAGGAGUGGUUCUACAUGCCAGUCAUAACACCCACUUUAUUUGGCCUCUGUCACAAAGCCAAUCUCAACACGUAAUUCACGGGCAUCCAGGCCAUGAGAGGCACAGGCAAGAAGAAAUAUGGAUUUUAGCGAUGGGGAAAGGACUUUCUCGAAAAUUAUUUUCCCAGCACAAAUGUCACAGAAAAUCUGUGCUGCAUCAUUGCAUCAUCGGAAAAAAGUAUCAUGCAGUAAAGGAACCUUUUGAUAGGACUGAGGGAUCAUUGUUCGGUGAUUCAUCAGGCCAGGUGACCUCUUCGCCCUUGGGGUCUCCAACCUCCCACCGUGGAAUGCACCCAUCUCUACUCAGCCCAACGUCCAUGGGGCCCUCAGGCCCUCUCCACUCUCCCAUCAGUACGCUGAGCUCUCCAAUGAAUGGCCUGGCUUCACCCUUCUCUGUCAUCAGCUCACCCAUGGGCCCUCACUCCAUGAACUCGCCUGGCAUGGGCUACGGUCCUAGCGUUAGCCCCCAGAUGUUCCAGCUGAACUCUCCAAUGAACUCUGUCAGCAGUACGGAGGACAUAAAGCCUCCACUGGGCCUCAACGGCGUGAUGAAGGUGCCUGCCCAGCCCUCGAGCACAGCUCUGUCACUCACCAAACACAUCUGCGCCAUCUGCGGUGACCGCUCCUCAGGUAAACACUAUGGAGUCUACAGCUGCGAGGGCUGCAAAGGUUUCUUCAAAAGGACUGUCCGCAAAGACCUGACCUACACCUGUCGUGACAACAAAGACUGUGUCAUUGAUAAACGCCAGAGGAACCGCUGUCAGUACUGUCGCUACCAGAAGUGUUUAGCCAUGGGCAUGAAGAGAGAAGUUUUGUUACAUGCAGCCGUUCAGGAGGAGCGCCAGCGAGCCAAGGACAAAAAUGAGAAUGAGGUGGAGUCUACCAGCUGCGCCAACGAGGACAUGCCCGUGGAGAAGAUCCUGGAAGCCGAGGAAGCAGUAGAACCUAAAACCGAGACCUACAUCGAGACCAACCUCGGUGUGCCAUCAAACUCGCCCAACGACCCAGUGACAAAUAUCUGUCAAGCAGCUGACAAACAACUUUUUACCCUGGUUGAGUGGGCUAAAAGAAUCCCCCACUUCUCUGAGCUGCCGCUGGACGACCAGGUCAUCCUUCUACGAGCAGGUUGGAACGAGCUCCUCAUUGCAUCAUUUUCGCACCGCUCGAUAGCGGUUAAAGACGGGAUUCUGUUGGCAACGGGGCUGCACGUUCACCGCAACAGCGCCCACAGUGCCGGAGUGGGAGCCAUCUUUGACAGAGUGCUGACAGAGCUGGUGUCAAAGAUGAGGGACAUGCAGAUGGAUAAGACAGAACUGGGGUGCCUUCGAGCUAUUGUCCUUUUCAACCCAGACUCUAAAGGUCUGUCCAACCCAGGCGAAGUAGAAGCUCUGAGAGAGAAAGUCUACGCGUCUUUAGAGGCCUACUGCAAACAGAAAUACCCAGAGCAGCCUGGCAGAUUUGCUAAGCUGUUGCUGCGAUUGCCUGCACUGCGCUCCAUCGGUCUUAAGUGUCUAGAGCACUUGUUCUUCUUCAAGCUCAUCGGCGACACGCCCAUUGACACCUUCCUUAUGGAGAUGCUAGAAGCCCCACAUCAAAUGACAUAAUAGAGGUGAGGGGUUGAACCCUCUUUACCUCCACCCAACCCUCCUCAUCAGCCUUGGAUCAAGAGGGGGGCCUUUUUCCUUUUUUUUUUAUUUUUUAAAAGAAUCUCCAGCAAGGGACAAAUCACAAGACAGCCUUGGAUGGAGAACCUCCCCCUUCCUCCCUCUUUUUCUCCUCCUCUGUCCCUUCUACCCCUCGCCUCGCUUAGAUGUUUUCAAACAAUGAAUCCGUCACGCCCAUGGGUCUGUUUUAUACCUUGUAAAAAAUAUAAAUACGAAUAAGAAAUAUUAUAUAUGAAAACCACGCAGCAAGACGAGUGACAACGGUGGACUGAAAUGAGGACGGACAGAGGACAAAAGAAACAUAUUGAGCCAUUGUUUUCAUCAUCGCUUUUCCUACACCUUGACAAGAAAAAGCCGAGAUGAUCAGGUUUUAACACAUAAAGACAGAGUUGCUCUUGCAUAUGUGUGUGUGUGUGUAUAUAUAUGUAUAUAUAUAUAUAUAUAUAUAUAUCCACACAUAUAUUGAACAGUAAUGAUGUCAUAAUUGGACACUCAACGUUGUGAUCGGGACAAUCGUGGGCUCUUGAGAGCCUUGGGCUGUUUAGACUUGGACCUGAGCCCUCACUGUCUUUCAGGACUGAACUUAAUUAAGAGGGGCGGGCUGGUUCGGGGAAAUAAGUCUGCUUAAAGGAACUUGUCUGUUCCUGCCUGACUCAACUAAGCACGUCAGGUCUUGCACUAGCUGUGUUCUUUUUUCAAUGUGUGAGCUUUCUGGAGAAUUCAGAGGUGGGUUAACAAGGUUGCAAGAGCUCAAAACCCUCAGGUCUCUGCCCAAUUCCAACAAAUACAACCAUGUCUUACUCUAAACACUGUGCAACACUGGGGAGGAUGUUGUGGUAGUCCACUUAUCAACCCUUCAGUUCGCGUAUUGCUCGACAGAGAGUUGGGAAAGUUUGUUAUGUACAAUCUACACACAGGACCAUUCAGGCUGUUUUAAAGUACCCAACUGUAAGCUUUACAGCCCACUGGAUGCUCUGAAAGGCUACCAGCACACGGAGGAACAACAUAUAUUUUGGAAAGUAACAUUUCCAACAUUUGGCCUUCAUCACGACAAGCUUGGACGCCUGGAAAGUUUGUGCACACUCACACUGUGGGUAAACGUCCUAGUUUUGCCAGCCUCUUAGCUCCUUAUCGUCCAUUCUCCACCCUCUCCACCUCGCGUUUCAUGUGAAUUCCAGCACACCAUUUACACCUCCACACUCUGCUCAACACAGCGGGUAUUAGCUUUUCAAAACACCUCAUAUCUACCUGUACAGAAACAGUAUUGACGUUAUUUUCAGUUUUCACUUUUAAAGACAGCAAUGCACAAUUUACCUCUGCCUCCAUCCUUCGGCCCUUCGGUUCUUGAUACCCAUUUAGGAUUAGACCAUAUACAGUAUGUGAGAGAUGUACUUGUUGCUGUUGCAGCAGGAGCCAUUAUUUGUUUGUUUGUUUGUUACUUGGCACUUAACCUCAUGACCGUGGAGUCGGGUUUCUAAACAGAGAGCUGAUGUCGAUGUAAUUGACCUCUGAGGUGGACUCUGGCCCCAACCCAAUCAGGAACGCCACAAUUGUUUAACACCUCAGAGGGACACACACACACACACAAACACACUCGCUCUCUCUGCACUUCUCUGGACAACCAAGUGUCGUAUAAGUUGAACUGAAAUGUUAAAUAUCCAUGUUUCUACAUAUAUACAUGUUGUGUAUAAAUAUGCUUUAUGCCCAUAUUCUGCUUUCUCCCCCCUCCUCUGCUUUUCUGUAAAUGCUGCAGCUGCUGCAAAACUAUGCAUCAAUUGCAUUUCCAAAGAUUGUCCACAGAUCUGAGAUCUUUUAAAGAAAUGUGUUUGUCAAAUGUGGGUCCACUGCAAGUUUUUUACUGACAGGAGAAAAUAAUACCAAGGGUUUUGUUGUUGUUUUUUUUAAAGAUAUUUAGGGGUUAUUUAGCUCUGGUUUACUCACAUUUGAUUGAAAUGAACUCAAACUUGUAUUUAACCAGGCAAAUUAUUAAGAGACAACUGCUCUUUACAGCGGUGGCCUGGUAAAAAGGCAAAGCCUCUCAAGUAAAUGUGGCCAUUAUAAGUAAGGGCUAAAACAAAUUCUGACAUGGUAACCCUUGAUGACAAAAAUCUGCCCAGAAACAGAAGGACAUAUAAGCACCAGCGAAAGUACUAAAAGGUAAACUUUGUGAUAGGUCACACUACAGCAGGUGUCACCAGGAUUUCAAACAAACUCACCAAGUGUAAAAAACCAAAUUUAAAAAAAAAAAACACCAGCUUUGCUACUGCAGAUAAUAAUAAUACUUAUGAUGGUUAAAAAGAUUUAAAUAGGAUUUUCUUUCUAUAUCUGCAUCUUUGCUACUCUUUCAUAAGCACCUUUACACUAUCUGAACCUGGGAAACAAAAGAAGAAAAAAAAGAAACCCGAGCACUGUGUUUUCAUUACAUUUUGAUAAAAGUCAGAUUUUUAAUCGGGUCUGAGGAAAUGUAUGGAGUCUUGAGAGUGUGCCCUUUGAAAAUAAUUUGCUUGAUAGUAAUGGAUAAAUGAAAAUCUGAAUUGCACUGAAAAUGUAAGUAAAUUAAGCGUAUGAAAUAAAAUCCACGCUUAAAAUGAUAAAACAAUUUUUUUUAAUCAGCUGGUGUUUCAUGUAUAUUUCAUCAUAUCCAGUCUCGCAGUUGGUUUAUGAAAAAUGAAACUCGUGGGAAGCAAUCGGAGCUUAGUUUAGCUGUCAGCUACUGAUGUUGAGUUUAUUAGCACAUUAAUCAAUUAUAAUCACGCUUUGAGGGUCAUUAAGACUCCAUAGAUUUCUGACUCAGAAAAAAAAAACAAACCAUUCUGUAAAAUGUCCGUAUGUCAGUUUUUCAUCAUUAUUUGGUGCUAGUUUUAUAAUAAAUAGCACGCGCUGGGAGAGAACUUGUAAAUGUCAUUCCACCUCUGUGAAACUGAUCCCCCAGAUGGCCAAUGAUCUCUUUUGUCUUACGAUGAAAAAAAUCAAAAAGUCAGUUCAUACAUGCUGGCUCUGAAAUGUCAGAUGCUAUACAGCUCAAGCAGGACUGCAAGGUUUACUUUGGGUGAGGGAGAAGUUUGGGUAAGAGGAAAGGGAGGGAUGUAGUAGCAGUUUAAGAGCUGCGAGCUCCUUCUAGUGGAAGAGAAAGAGCGCUGCAACAUAACUUGAAUUUUUGUUGUUGUUGUUGUUGUUGUUGUUUUUGUUGUUAACAAAAAGAAGGCACUUUCUAACCGCAUUACUAUCAUCAAUAUUCCUUUGGCUCAGACAAAACCUCAGUAUCUGUGCUUAUUAAAACUGAGUAAAGUAGCAAUAACAUCAAAAAGACCUAUUGGCUUUGUGUUUGAUUCUUAUUCUCCAUUUUCAUUGAGGUGGCCUGAAUAUUACAACCUAUCCAUGUGACAGUAUUGACUGCCAGCUUGAGCUUACAGUAUUUAUACUAUUGAAAAAAAAAAUAUAUAUAUAUAUAGAUAUAUAUCUAUAUAUACAUAUUUGUUUGUCUGUUAAAUCAAAAACGUUCAUACAUUUUCAGAGGAAACUAUUUUUAGAGGCUGAUUUUCAUCAAGAAAAGCAGAUGAUAAAACAAUCCAAUGCUCGUUUCCAACCGGGUGACCCAAGUGUUAUAACGAUUAUUCUCCUGUUCUUUUGAGUCCGAUGUCUCCUUCUACUGUGAUUAGUGACAGCAGCUAUCUUAAGCCAUAAAUCGAUCUUGACAAGAAAGAAAUGGUCACCUGCAAAGAAUGAUUACCUUCACUGAAUGCUAUAUUUUGUUAAUAUGUAUAUGUGUAUAUAUUUAUAAAUAUAUAUAUCGACAGCUCUAUUCCUUAAGGAUUUCCAACAUUGAAAGAAGGAGACGAGUGAUUCAGACCAAACGGCAGGUGUUCUUCAAGCUUUUAAUGGUGUUCGUUCCCCCCCCCUGAGGAUUUGUUUGCAUUUUGACCUUAAUAAAAAAAAAUCCUGAUCAACCAGCAGAAUUGCAGCAGUUAUAAACUCAAACCAGCUUCUCAGCAGUUUAUGGGACCUUAGUAAACUAUGAAAGAGAGGGGAAAAAAUGGUUAAGAUUUGAAACCCUCUGAAAUGUAUGUGUUGCUUAGCAAUUGUAUGUUCAAAAAGAAAAAAAAGUAACCAGGAAAAGCUGAACAUGUGACACAAUCACUGCUUUCUUUGUGGCAUAAACAGUAAAAUGUUGUAGUUUAAAAAAAAACAACACUUGGUAAAAGCUCUAUUUUUGUACAAAGGUAAUUUUAUCCCUUGCUUAUGUACUCUGUUCUUUCUCUUCUCACUGUGGGCUGUUAUGUACAUUGUGGAAAAGCUUAUUUGACGGCAAGAGAUAAUUUUCAGAUUGAAAAUGUAAGACAGGAGUAAUAGUAAGCUUUGGCACUUUGGUAACUGUGUCGCUUUUACUUUGCCAUGUUUUAACCUGUCGCUGCAAGAUGGGAGUAUCUUCUUUCAUUAUAUUUUGUCUAUUUUUAAGAAAAUGGAAUUUUGUCAUCUGUUCUUCGUGGGUUGUUCUCUGAUGUUCUUCAUUCAUGGACAGGAAAAAAAAGGUUAUUAAAAAAUUUUAAGUGAGCGUU
Molecule: messenger RNA, 8874 nt
Organism: Neolamprologus brichardi
Lineage: Eukaryota; Metazoa; Chordata; Actinopteri; Cichliformes; Cichlidae
Source: RefSeq, a predicted model, not a curated record